ACAAGCAAGAUCAGACUGUCCAAUAACAAACAUGGCUAGCCAAACUGACUACUCGCUGUACCUGGUGACUGACUCGACAGAUGCUAUCCUGGGCUCGAGAGACCUCGUCGAAGUUGUUGAGCAGGCCCUGCAAGGAGGUGUCACCAUCGUCCAGUACAGAGACAAGACGAGCGAUACCGGAGCCCUCAUCUCAACGGCAAAGAAGCUGUACGAGAAAUGCAAGCAGCACGACGUGCCACUUCUGAUCAAUGACCGAGUCGACGUUGCACUUGCCGUGGGCUGUGAAGGCGUCCAUCUCGGUCAGGAUGACAUGAACGUUGUCGAAGCACGCCGUCUCCUUGGAGAUGAGAAGAUUAUUGGCGCCACCGUCUCGUCUAUUGAGGAAGCUAGGAUAGCCAUUGAGCGCGGUGCAGACUACCUAGGCAUCGGAACCCUCUACGCCACCCAGACCAAGAAGAAUACCAAAGAGAUCAUUGGCGUGAACGGAAUCAGGAGGAUCUUGAGUUACCUUGACGAUCUCGGCGAGAAGAGUAAAGAUGUCAAGACCGUAUGCAUCGGCGGCGUCAACGCAUCCAAUGUCCAGCGCGUCAUCCACCAACUCUACGCUCCCCGCUCGCCUUCCUUGAAAUCCAAGACCAUCGAUGGCGUAGCCAUCGUAUCUGCUAUCGUCGGUGCCAAAGACCCCAAAGAAGCCUCCUCCAACCUGCAGCGGCUCAUCAAAUCCACACCGCCAUUCUCCCAGUCCAGCGACCCCGUUUUCUGGCUCGAAAAGAAUGAAGACGAGAUUUUCGCCCUGAUCAAGACAGCAGACAAAGCCACUGCAGCGGUCCACUCCAAAUCGCCCCUCAGCCACAACAUGACGAAUCUAGUUGUGCAGAACUUCGCCGCCAACGUCGCUCUUGCCGUCGGCGCAUCGCCCAUCAUGGCCAACUACGGCGAAGAAGCUGCAGACCUCUCGCGCCUUGGCGGUGCGCUGGUCGUCAACAUGGGUACCGUAACACCUGAAGGGCUGCUAAACUACAAGAAAGCCAUCACUGCGUACAACGCCGCCGGCGGUCCGAUCGUUCUUGACCCGGUUGGUGCGGGCGCGACGAGCGUAAGACAUGAUGCGCUAAGUCAAUUGCUCGGGGCUGGGUACUUUGAUCUGAUCAAGGGGAACGAGAGGGAGAUCAUGGCUGUAGCGCGCGCGAGUGGAUUCACGCUUGAUGAUAGCAGUCAGCAGCGGGGUGUUGACAGCGGGGACUCGCUGUUUAGUCUUGAACAGAGAGCGUAUUUUGUCUCGAGGAUUGCGUUGAGGGAGCGUAAUGUGGUACUUAUGACAGGCGCGACGGAUGUUGUCAGUGAUGGUGUACGGACGUAUGCCAUCAGCAAUGGACAUGCAUACUUAGGUAAGAUCACGGGUAGUGGGUGCACGCUAGGGACUACGCUGAGCGCGUACCUUGCUGCGUGGCCGCAAGACAAGUUGCACGCGGCUGUUGCGGCUGUCUCGCAUUAUGAGAUUGCGGCCGAGUACGCGGCGAAGAGGGAGGAUGUUAAGGGGCCUGGCACUUUCGUAUCGGCAUUUAUCGAUGAACUAUUCAUUAGGGGUGGUCUCGUUAGUGAAGGUAAGGAGAGCUGGGGUAAAGAUGCAAAGGUAGAGUGCCUGAAGGACAUUCCUGAUGCUGGAUUGUUGAAGGACAUCUAGAGCAGACAUAGCGAUAGGAGAGGAUGUAACUGUUACGUCGACGAAUAUCCUCCUCUUUCCACGUUCGUCCUUUAUGCGUCAAUCUGGAUCUUCAUACCAAAAUCGUUUAGUGUCUCCGCGUACUGCUCACCCAGAGUCGCAGGUGUAAGAAUACCACCUCCCAAUCGUCCCGCCUCAGUCUCCUCAAGCCUACCCCUCAGGAUGACAUUCGCAGCUGCGGACAGAGUAAUAGCGGUAGCCACGUAACCACCGUGAGCAAUGUCGAUCUUCGCUGUAACCUUCUGUCCACUCUCCGCAACGCCCACGCCGCGGUAAGACAUGAAGUCGUUCUUCAUGCUUUCCCUACUGGGGCCCUCGCCAGGUGCAGGAAUCAAGAACUUCUUGAACAGAAGUGCGAGGACCAAGCGAGUGGGUGGUAGUGCCAAGAAGAGCCCAACGAGGCCCAGAGCAACCUUG
This is a messenger RNA of Didymella exigua CBS 183.55, 2140 nucleotides long. RefSeq names its product TMP-TENI-domain-containing protein. Gene Ontology annotation, cellular component: cytoplasm. Bases 32 to 1684 code for a protein of 550 amino acids. The transcript has 2 exons. The record is from RefSeq and is a predicted model, not a curated record. Gene Ontology annotation, molecular function: ATP binding; thiamine-phosphate diphosphorylase activity; hydroxyethylthiazole kinase activity. NCBI's taxonomy places the organism in Eukaryota, Fungi, Ascomycota, Dothideomycetes, Pleosporales, Didymellaceae. Gene Ontology annotation, biological process: thiamine biosynthetic process.